Molecule: messenger RNA, 423 nt
Organism: Rotaria sp. Silwood2
Lineage: Eukaryota; Metazoa; Rotifera; Eurotatoria; Philodinida; Philodinidae
Source: the annotation of a GenBank genome assembly
AUGAACUAUUCUAAAGAAUCAAGGAAUGCCAAUAAACACUCACCAUCGUUUUUACCAGAUGUAGAAGACAAUGAAAUUAUGUAUAUUGAAUCUCGUUCACGUAUCGAAUCUCAAGGAAAUGUGAAAGUAUCGAAUACAAAAAAUACGAUUAAUACAUUAACAUGCCUAUUGGAUUCUUAUCGUUCAUCCACAAAUAAACGAUGUGCUUCUGGUCAUCGGAAAAAUUCUUUAUCGUCAUGGGAAAAUGAUGCAGCAUCUUUCUAUUCAUCAUAUUCUUAUGAUGCUCUUGGUAUGAAACAAGUAAAAUAUAUAUGCUGGCUUUAUAAAAAGAUCAAUGAAAACGACGGUAGUGCUAUGUUAGGUUGUCGUUUAUGUGAACAGUAUCGUAUGGUAAAAAACAAGAAUGGCAAAGAAAAUACUUGA